UCUAAAAGAGAUCGGUUCAUAGUUUUCUUAUUUACGUGUUUUGCAAUCAUUAAGAAAUGAUUAUGAAUGAAUUAAUUAUUUUUUAUUCCAAGAAUUAACUUAAAAAUUUCUUCUACCUCCUAAUUGAGAAAUGUUAUAAAAUUAUUGUAGGUAAAAUGUAUUUCUCUUCUGUGACUACCUAUCUGAAACUGAAAAGUGAAAUAAUUGAAUUAUUGAGGGUAUGUUAAAUUUUCCUAAUUUUAAGACAAGCACAUUUCUCUAACAUUGGAAAACAAUGCCUGAUCCAAAACUCCUAUCAGGAGAAGAGUUAGUAGCAAAGGGUGUAACGAGAACUGAGGGUGCACUGCCCAUCAUUGGCCUCAAAGAAGUUGUACCAAACGGUUCUUGGUUAGAGCAAAAACAAAUACAAGUGGCUUUGGAAGCUAGAAAACAUUUAAUCGAAGUUAAUAGGAUAGAAAAACAAGGUAGUUUAUCACAUGCUGAAUGGAGAAACGAUUUAAGGCUUGCUGAAGUAAUUCGACAAACUGGUGGAUACUGGCAGUUCUAUGGACAUCAUCAAGGAAAAAAAUUGUACCUAAAACCUGAAGAAGCACUAUUUUUAAUGGAAAGUAACUGUCUGCGUCUCAACAAUAAUGGUAUAACAAUGUCAUUACAAGAAGCAUAUUCGAUAUUACUUAAUGAAGAACUGUUGUUACUGCAAUAUCAAGUUUAUGCGUCGCUCAGUAGAUUAGGAUGUAAAGUCUACAGACAUGUUGUUAAUAAGAAAGAAAAAACAAAUUCUAAUGAAGAUAAAUUAGGAAAUAAGAUAACAAAUAAAGAUACUGAUGUUAGUAGUGAAAGUAACAUGGAAAUUGAUUAUGGUAUUACUGAAAUUGGUACUCGAACUACUGAAAGACAUGCUAACAAAAAAAAUGAUAAUGGAUCUGAGAUAUCAAAUAAAAAUAGUGAAAACAAUGCCUAUGAUGAAGUACAGUCGAAUGAUAAUGAAAGUAUUGCUACCAGCAGCCAAGAAAUUGAUAACACUCACAUUGUAGAUUGUGAAAGCGAUGAUGAACUUACUGUUGUUAUUCAAAAUGAUUCUUCCAAACAAAACAACAAAAAUACAGAUGUUGAAGAUUUGACACGUAAAGAAGUUCCUGAUAAAAACACUCAUAGUAUUGAUACAGACGUGUCAGCUGAGGCCGCUAGUAGCACUCGCGAAUCGAAUGACGAAACCGAACAAAACUUAAACGAGAUGAAGCUACGAAAACUUUUGGAACGUAAAUACAAAUCCACUAAUGCCAAUGCACUCGAAAUUAAUUUCAAAAAGAUACCGGACUUGUAUCAGAAAACGUUUGCGACCGUGAAGGCGCCCGAAGAACAGUUCAUACCUAAGAACAUUUACGUAAAUAAAACGUCAUACGUGCUCAACGUCGAGAAUCUUAAAACUAAAGACGUUAGAAAUACGUCGAGCAACUUAUCCUACACAUCCUCCGAUGAACCAAACGAGUCGCUUAAGAGCAUCGGGAACGGUUCGCGUAACGAAAUACCCACCGCGACGCAUUUCUACCCGAACACGAGCACACCAAGAAUGACCAAUCAAUACAGACCUUACAACUGGUGGAGGCCGCGCGGGAACUUCAACUACUUUCAUUUUAACAUGUUCUUUCAGAGGCCAUACUUUCCUCAGUAUUUCGUACCGAGGUUUCAGUUCCAACCGAGGGUGCAUCCGGUUUUCAGAUCAUACCCGGACAUGAGGAACGCCCACACGAACGUUGAAAACGCACAAGGCACGAGGAACUCCCGGAAACGACCACGCGACACACGGAUGUACCAUUUGCAAAUAAUCAAGAACCUCGCCGGGAGGCUGAAGAGGCUGAUCGCUUCGGGGAAUCUGCAGAUAUCAAAUAUACAGUCCAUACAAAAAGUCAUACAGACUUACAACCACAGUUACAAGUGUAAAUUGACCCUCACCGAUAACUUUGAUCUCGUUGACGAGACGGUCGUUAUUGAAACUAUUGAAUUGGAUACCGAGGAAGAAUCUCAAAAUAAAAGGCAAAGAGUCAACGAAGACACCUUCUCGGAAAACUUCAACAAGCUCAAAGAGCUAGCGUUGAAGUUGAAAGAUUUGAACGAGAAAGACCAAGUCACGUCUCGGCACCGAAGGGCGUUUUCGAACGCCAUUAAAACUUUCAACAAGUCUUUCAACGCAGACAUAUACAUGAACAGCAACUACGACAUGAUCGACCGGAGGCAAGUGGUACUGGACACGAGCUCCGACUCCGAAGACGCAUUGAAUCAACCAAAUGCGUUCACCAAGAAAUUGAAGAAUCCAUUUAAUAUUAUAAAGCGUUUUAACGAAAUUCGCAACGUGCAAUGUACGAUCGAUAAGGACAACAACGGUGAACCUGAAUCGGAAAUUGUAAAACCAUACGACACAAAACAUCGGAGACCAGACGAACUCAGUAAGCACUGGUAUCCGAGUGAUGAUGAUUUCGGUCGAGCCGAAGUCGUCCGACGCGACAACGCACGCAUUACAGACAUUUUCAACAGCGGCUAUAUCUACAGUCUCAUAUCGGAGUGCCCGAAUAAGUACGAAAGCUGGUUAGAAAUUAAAAUAGCUUUCUUAAAAUGUAUCGAAAUCACCAAUAAACACUAUAAGAAUCAAAUUCCGUCAACUAGCGCUGACACGUCUGCUCUGCAGCCCCUGGUGAAGCCAGGUGAUUUCUCGGACUUGCCGAAGAUGUUAGAAAAAUUGCAAAUAAUAACCGCAGACACUCACAUUCCAGAGGAGACCAGCCUCCGAAUAGAUUUUGAUGUUUACAACAGAAGUAUAAAGAGUUUUAGAAAAAGCAACAAGCCAAAGCCAGAUUUCCGUUUGAGCUGUAUCGACGAAUCAUGUUGCCUUCCAUCAGCAGCGGAUGUCUCAGCUCUAAUAUCGAAAUACGAAGAUGAUGUACCGACAAUAUUCGCCGUUGUAGGCCUAGGCAGUAUCUCAUAUGUACAAAUAAAACCAAUCGUAUUACCAGUGUAUAUGCCUAACGAAUAAUGUAAAUAAAAUUCCUUUUAUAUUGA
Messenger RNA from Bombyx mandarina (wild silkworm), 3054 nucleotides. It is a transcript of the gene Tsen54, whose product is annotated as tRNA splicing endonuclease subunit 54. NCBI's taxonomy places the organism in Eukaryota, Metazoa, Arthropoda, Insecta, Lepidoptera, Bombycidae. Gene Ontology annotation, cellular component: tRNA-intron endonuclease complex. Gene Ontology annotation, biological process: tRNA-type intron splice site recognition and cleavage. The record is from RefSeq and is a predicted model, not a curated record.